This is a messenger RNA of Brienomyrus brachyistius, 904 nucleotides long. RefSeq lists its product as uncharacterized. The transcript is spliced from 2 exons. Bases 73 to 678 code for a protein of 201 amino acids. The record is from RefSeq and is a predicted model, not a curated record. NCBI's taxonomy places the organism in Eukaryota, Metazoa, Chordata, Actinopteri, Osteoglossiformes, Mormyridae.
GAGCUCUUCGGUUAGGAUUACCUUAAAUGUUACUGGUUAUGGCCAUUUCCUGGGCAGCCGGAUAAUUCGAUAAUGAUGAUGAAGGACAGCAGUGCAGAGAUCCUGAAGCCCCAGAUGCAGGAAAGCAGUGCAGAGAUCCUGAAGCCCCAGAUGCAGGACAGCAGUGCAGAGAUCCUGAAGCCCCAGAUGCAGGACAGCAGUGCAGGGAUCCUGAAGCCCCAGAUGCAGGACAGCAGUGCAGAGAUCCUGAAGCCCCAAAUGCAGGACAGCAGUGCAGAGAUCCUGAAGCCCCAGAUGCAGGACAGCAGUGCAGGGAUCCUGAAGCCCCAGAUGCAGGACAGCAGUGCAGAGAUCCUGAAGCCCCAGAUGCAGGACAGCAGUGCAGGGAUCCUGACGCCCCAGAUGCAGGACAGCAGUGCAGAGAUCCUGACGCCCCAGAUGCAGGACAGCAGUGCAAGGAUCCUGAAGCCCCAGAUGCAGGACAGCAGUGCAGAGAUCCUGAAGCCCCAGAUGCAGGACAGCAGUGCAGAGAUCCUGACGCCCCAGAUGCAGGACAGCAGUGCAGAGAUCCUGAAGCCCCAGAUGCAGGACAGCAGUGCAGAGAUCCUGAAGCCCCCGGUAGCAUCACCUGAUGAUUGCUGGUGGCGGGACAGCGGGGAGCAAAACAAAAGACUUUAAUCUGUAAUGGGCAGUAAUUUGUAUAGGUUUUGACUGCAAGCUAAUUGCUUGAUCAUUUAUGAUGGCACAAUAUAAUUAAACUGGGACUCCCAAUGAUCUUUGGAAUUCUUUCCCAGGGAGCUGACACUGAAAUUAUGGGAUUUAUUUGAAUGUCAGCAUGAGACCGACUUUCGUAACCAUGUUGUUAAAAGCCAGUACUGUCCAUCAAGAAAUAAACCAGAGGUUA